CCGAAUCGGGUAAUCCCCUGGCCAGCUGCGACCACCAUUGCUUCAUACGGCUGCAAAACAGGCUCUUCACAUUCAGCAACAUUCAGAAUUAAAUGAUGAUGAUACCAAUUUUAGCUAGGCUCUCGUUUUUGGCCUGGCCAUGGCGUCUGGGGGAUCGCCCAAAUGCUGGCUGGAAUUUGAUGCAUCACCCAAUUUUGAAGAUGGCGAAUUUCUGGCACUUCAUUUGAGACAGGGUCCUGUUGCUGCAUAAAUAGAGCUGCAUCCUCGUCGAGUAACUGUUCAUCAACAGCAUCCACUUCAAUCUAUUCAUAAUCUCUUCACUCUUUCAACGAAGACACUCGUUAAACGAAACUCACCAAAAUGAAGUUCUCUCUCUCCGUCCUCACCACCCUGGCCCUCUCGGCCAACGUCCUGGCCACCCCCACCGUUGAGGCCCGCGGCCCAACCCACGUCGAACGCGACCUCGCCUCCAUCACCGGCGUCCUCUCCGGCAUCAGCGACAAGGUCGGCACCCUGCACACCGCCAUCAACAACUACAAUGGUGGCGAUACGCAGCCCGUCCAGUCCGCCUCGGACUCCCUCGUCGACGCCAUCAACUCCGGCACCACCAAGGUCAACGGCGGCGAUGAGCUGAACAGCAUGGACGCCUUGGGCCUCCAGAAGCCCGUCUCCGAUCUCAAGGACAAGAUCCAGUCCACCAUCUCCGACCUCAACGGCAAGAAGCAGAAGAUCGUCGACGCGGGCAAGGGCUCGCUGACCUACAACGAUUUGCAGAAGCAGAAGACUGCUGCCCUCAAGCUCUCCGACGCUAUCGUCUCCAAGACUCCUGAUAACCUGCACGAUAUCGCGCACUCGCUUGCCUCUGGUAUCUCCGACGCUAUCCAGAAGGGUGUCGAGGACUUCAAGGACGUCGCCAACUCGAACUCUGCUAACAAGGUUGCCAAGGCGCCUGUGAGCACUGCUGCUCCUGCGGCUAAGACUGAGACUGCUGAGACUUCCAGUGCGGCGGCUGUUUCUUCGCAGACUGCUAAGCCUACUUCGUCGUCGCUGUUCAAGGUUCCUGCUACCUCGUCUGCUAGCAGCAGCGUUGCGGCUUCGAGCAGCAGUACUCCUCAGUUCACUGGUGCUGCUUCCGUUAACAAGAUGAGCGGUCCUGCUGGUGCUGUUGCCAUUGCUGCUAUGGUUAUGGCUUUCUAAGUGUGUCGCACUGAAUAGUGUGAUGUUGGAGGGUUACAUGUGGUCUAAUGUAUUGAAGUGGAUAUGUGUUUCUAUUUAUCUAUAUUAGUUUGAUAUUUUCCAGCUUGGACUGGAACUGUUUGUUUGUAU
Molecule: messenger RNA, 1326 nt
Organism: Aspergillus glaucus CBS 516.65
Lineage: Eukaryota; Fungi; Ascomycota; Eurotiomycetes; Eurotiales; Aspergillaceae
Product: cell wall mannoprotein 1 family protein
Exons: 1
Coding region: 361-1197 (278 amino acids)
Cellular component (GO): extracellular region
Source: RefSeq, a predicted model, not a curated record